Molecule: messenger RNA, 942 nt
Organism: Lodderomyces theae
Lineage: Eukaryota; Fungi; Ascomycota; Pichiomycetes; Serinales; Debaryomycetaceae
Gene: YUH2
Product: Yuh2p
Exons: 2
Coding region: 1-942 (313 amino acids)
Biological process (GO): protein deubiquitination; ubiquitin-dependent protein catabolic process
Cellular component (GO): cytoplasm
Molecular function (GO): cysteine-type deubiquitinase activity
Source: RefSeq, a predicted model, not a curated record
AUGUCUGACAGUGGUUGGAACACUAUAGAUUCUGAUGCAGGCGUGUUCACUGAACUUGUUGAAAAACUAGGUGUAGCAAAUGUUGAAAUCAAUGAUUUAUACUCGAUUGAUUCUGACACGUUACGAGCAUUGCAACCAAUCUACGGUGUCAUCUUUUUGUUCAAGUAUGGUAGAAAGGACAGAGAGCAUGCAACUUUAAACAAACCAAUAACUGGGGAAUACGAUUCCAAUUAUCAAGAUCGUGGCGUCUUUUUUGCCAACCAAGUGAUUCAAAACGCGUGCGCCACACAAGCAGUGCUCAACGUGUUGUUUAACGUUGAUAAUGUCAACUUGGGAGAUGAACUUGGCAAUUUCAAGCUGUUUGUCGCUGGGUUUGAUUCGGAGAUGAUUGGGGAGACUUUAUCCAAUAGUGAGCUCAUUCGAGCCAUACAUAAUUCAUUCCUGACACCAUCGUUGAUUGCCCAGGAUGACAAACCCCCUCCACAGGAUUAUGACGACAAGGACGAUGGAUUGUUUCAUUUUGUUGGAUACGUGUUGAAAAAUGGUCAAGUAUACGAGUUGGAUGGAUUGAAGCAAUACCCUAUAAUUCAUGGCGAAUGUAAGGGUCAAGAGGAGUUUGUUGAGAAAUUACCAUCAAUUAUACAAGAACGAAUCAAUGCAUACGACGCGAGUGAACUAAGGUUUUCCUUAUUAGCAAUAACAAACAACAAGUUAGAGCAAGCACGAGCUGCAGGUGAUGAGCUUGAGAUUGCAACUCAGCUAGAUAAAAGAGAGCUAUGGCAACGAGAGAAUGAAUUGAGAAAACAUGACUAUACCGGGUUGAUUGUGCAAUUAUUGAAGAACAUCAGUAAAGAAAAGUCGGAUGAUGAAUGGGAAGCGUUGCUACAAAAGGGCAGGAAUAAAACGCAAGAGUUGAUUGCUGCAUCAAUAAAGAGAAACUAG